Messenger RNA from Verticillium alfalfae VaMs.102, 879 nucleotides. RefSeq lists its product as hypothetical. The transcript is spliced from 3 exons. Lineage: Eukaryota; Fungi; Ascomycota; Sordariomycetes; Glomerellales; Plectosphaerellaceae. The coding region runs from base 1 to 879 and encodes 292 amino acids. The record is from RefSeq and is a predicted model, not a curated record.
AUGGCGCCGGCGUGGCAGGACUCGAAUGCCCGAAUUUGCUACCUCCGUACCAUCUGGCAAGACGCAGGCAACACGAAUACCGUGUCAGAUGCCAACAGCGACGCCAAAGAAAAAGCCAGUGUAACGGACAACCUCGAGUGCUGGCGACAGGAUUGCCAUAGACUGGCUGAUCCAGGGCUCGGCAGUCGAUGUCGAAGACUCCCAAGUUUUGAACGCCGUGACUUUACGGUCUUUGUUUCCCGAGAACAAGCCGCGACAACGCAGAACACAGAGCUCCUGCAACGCUUGAAGGUCGAGCAGGUUGAAGUGCAGGUCCUGACGACUCAUGAUUUGGCCACCAGCCAAGCAGAAUACCCAUCAUCCUUACCCUGUGACGCCUUCAUGCUGCUCAAGUCAGACUACGCGCUGCACAUCUGGUCCGGCGGUCGUGUCAACUACGAAGGGGACAACGUGAGGUUCUGCGGAUGGCGAGACUCGCUGCGGCUCGGGGCGCCGGAGGAAACCAGAAGAUUACCCAAGCCGCUUCUGAUGGGCCACACGAGGAGAGGGUGCUGCUGGGCGGGUAAGUGCAACUACUGGCGGCGCGACCACGAUGAGAAGUGGCGCAACUACAAAUGCCCCUGCUGCGGUGGGCGGUGCAAGCGGACCAAAGGGUGUCAGAAGACGGGCGAGUACUGGGUCGAGGAGAAGAAGCUGCCGGAGUGGUUGCUCGAGGCGGAAGAGGAGAAUGGGACCGUGCCGCCCGAGUUUGCGAGGGAGUGGAUGAAUAUGUCGGCGGCGGACACGAUUGACAAGUACGAGUUGCGGAAGGGCAUUGGUACGGCGGGAAGAUGGCGAUGGAGGUCGAUUGAUACGUUUGCUGGAGAUGCAGGCGACUGA